AUGGGUAUUAACGUCUGUGUGGAGUACUUGCGACCACUGGUCACCCAAUACGGCCUCAGGUCUGUCCUACUGUUCCCCGUCAUGGAAGGGGACAAACAGGUAGAGCACGCAUUGGACGCCACCCGCAAUCCGGUGCUCCGACUCAUACCCCGACUAAACACGGAGUUCCCGGAGCUGUUGAUAGUGUGCGACGUCUGUCUGUGCACUUUCGCACCGGAGGGUCACUGCUGUGUGUUUACGGCCCACCAGAAGAUGGAUAAUAGCGCCUCAGUCGAGAAGAUAGCGACGAUCGCCACCCGAUAUGCGGAGGUCGGCGCCCAUGUGGUGGCGCCCAGCGAUAUGAUGGACACCCGGAUCAGUCACAUACGUAAUGCUCUGAAUGUGGCCGGUUUUGAUACGGUGUCCAUACUGUCCUAUUCCGCCAAAUUUCAGUCAUGUUUUUACGGCCCUUUCAGAGACGCCGCCGGUAUUCACAGAUAUAGUGGACACACAUUAGAGACU
Messenger RNA from Oppiella nova, 501 nucleotides. The record is from the annotation of a GenBank genome assembly. NCBI's taxonomy places the organism in Eukaryota, Metazoa, Arthropoda, Arachnida, Sarcoptiformes, Oppiidae.